AUGGCGACUACCGAUAUCGCUACGCGUGAGCUUCGGAAGCCCAUCUCGGUGCCUGAGUACCUCUUCCGUCGUCUAUACGAGGUCGGCGUUCGUUCCGUGCACGGCGUUCCGGGUGACUACAACCUUGCAGCCUUGGACUAUUUACCCAAGUGUGGUCUUCGUUGGGUGGGAAACUGCAAUGAACUCAAUGCUGGCUAUGCUGCCGACGGAUAUGCGCGAGUUAAUGGAAUCGGUGCUCUGAUCACUACCUUUGGUGUAGGUGAGCUUUCGGCGCUCAAUGCCAUCGCUGGUUCAUACUCCGAGUUUGUGCCAAUUGUUCACAUCGUCGGUCAACCCAACACCAAAUCUCAGAAGGACGGCAUGCUGCUCCACCACACACUGGGAAAUGGGGAUUUCGAUGUUUUUGCGAAGAUGAGUGCAGGCAUCUCUUGUACCCUUGGGCGCCUGAAUGAGACACUGGAGGCGGCAACACUUAUUGACAACGCCAUCCGCGAAUGUUGGACCCGCAGUCGGCCUGUCUAUAUCAGUCUCCCCACGGACAUGAUUACGAAGCAGAUUGAGGGUGACCGACUCGAUACACCGCUGGAUCUAUCCUUGCCCCCGAAUGACCCUGAGAAGGAAGAUUAUGUGGUGGAUGUUGUCUUGAAGUACUUGCAUGCGGCAAAGAAACCGGUGAUUCUGGUGGAUGCUUGUGCUAUCCGCCAUCGGGUUCUUGAUGAGGUUCAUGACUUGAUGGAAACGUCCGGUUUGCCUACUUUCGUCGCCCCAAUGGGCAAGGGAGCGGUGGAUGAGACUCGCCCAAACUACGGAGGAGUGUAUGCCGGAACGGGAUCUAAUGCGGGCGUCCGCGAGCAAGUCGAGUCUUCCGACCUUAUCCUGAGCAUCGGUGCCAUCAAGUCGGAUUUCAACACGAGUGGAUUCUCCUACCAUAUUGGGCAGCUUAACACAAUCGAUUUCCAUAGCACCUUCGUGCGCGUGCGAUAUUCCGAAUAUCCGGAGAUCAACAUGAAAGGAGUCCUGCGCAAGGUCAUUCAGAAGAUGGGUGCCGUCAACGCCGCGCCCGUUCCCCAUCUCUCAAACGCGGUUCCCGAGGUCGAGCAGUCUUCGGGCAACCAAGAGAUUACGCAUGACUGGCUUUGGCCCAACGUUGGACAGUGGCUGAAGGAAAAUGACAUUGUCAUCACCGAAACCGGCACUGCGAACUUUGGCAUUUGGGAGACUCGGUUCCCGGCGAAUGUCACAGCCAUCAGUCAGGUCCUUUGGGGUAGCAUUGGCUAUUCGGUUGGGGCUUGUCAGGGUGCUGCAUUGGCUGCGAAGGAACUGGGCAACCGUCGGACUGUUCUCUUCGUCGGUGACGGAAGCCUCCAACUUACGGUGCAGGAGUUGAGCACCAUGAUCAGAAACAAUCUCAACCCCAUUAUCUUCGUGAUCUGCAAUAACGGAUACACCAUUGAGCGAUACAUCCAUGGAUGGGACGAAGGCUAUAACGACAUUCAGCCGUGGGACAUCAAAGGUCUCCCUACUGUCUUCGGAGCCAAAGACAAAUACAAGGGAUACAAGGUGACCACACGGGACGAGCUGAGGCAACUUUUUGCGAACGAAGAGUUCGCCUCGGCGCCAUUCUUGCAGUUGGUGGAGCUUCACAUGCCUCGUGAUGAUGCUCCGGCCGCGUUGAAGAUCACGGCUGAGGCGGCGGCCACCAGAAACAAGUAG
This is a messenger RNA of Aspergillus sclerotioniger CBS 115572, 1713 nucleotides long. RefSeq names its product alpha-keto acid decarboxylase family protein. Gene Ontology annotation, molecular function: carboxy-lyase activity; thiamine pyrophosphate binding; magnesium ion binding. Lineage: Eukaryota; Fungi; Ascomycota; Eurotiomycetes; Eurotiales; Aspergillaceae. The record is from RefSeq and is a predicted model, not a curated record. The coding region runs from base 1 to 1713 and encodes 570 amino acids. The transcript is spliced from 5 exons.